AUGAUGUUCUCACGAUCGCUCCUUGUCGCUAUCAUCGGCGCACCUUUCCUGGCAUUCGCUCAGAGCGGUGACGGCCUUUUCCUUACCACAACCGGUUCUUUCCAGAUUACUGCCGGGAAACCCGUAAACAUUACCUGGAAGGGAAAUGCGGAAGGCCCCAUUACUUUGAUUCYCCGCAGUGGAGAUGCUUCUAACCUCGCUGCGGGGACCGUCAUUGCUUCCGACCUUCCCAACUCUGGCUCUUACAGCUACACUGCACCAGAGACCAUCACUGCGGGUGACGACUACGCUCUGCAGAUCGUAGACAGCUCCGACCCCAGCAACAACAACUACAGCGGAAUGUUCGUCCUGGACAGCCCAAACACCGUUGCAACGAGCACCCCUAYCGUCUCUGUCGCCGCACCCACUGGCUCCAAGCUCCCCAACACUUCCACCCUCACCCCAACGGCCAGCCCAACGUCCUCCACUGCUUCUUCCUCCGGCAGCAGCACCUCCGGAAUGUCGACCUCCGCCUCUUCAAGCUCGAACGCUGCCGCAACCCCUGAGUCGACCACUUCUACUCAAGACGGCGGUGCAGCCCGUGCCACUGCUGUGGGUGCUAUGCUCSGAGCUGUCGCUCUGGCCGCACUCGCGCUUUAA
Molecule: messenger RNA, 639 nt
Organism: Ramularia collo-cygni
Lineage: Eukaryota; Fungi; Ascomycota; Dothideomycetes; Mycosphaerellales; Mycosphaerellaceae
Exons: 3
Coding region: 1-639 (212 amino acids)
Source: RefSeq, a predicted model, not a curated record